Molecule: messenger RNA, 646 nt
Organism: Elaeis guineensis (African oil palm)
Lineage: Eukaryota; Viridiplantae; Streptophyta; Magnoliopsida; Arecales; Arecaceae
Source: RefSeq, a predicted model, not a curated record
UUAUAGGCUUGGUCGACACACACCAGGAAGCAAAAAACAAACAUGGGGUGGUUCUUUGGUGAGAGGAGAGGACCCCAAUGGAAGCAAGGGUGGAUGGAGCGGGUCUUGUGCUCCAGCUCCCUCCCUCCUCCCUCUCUCGUCCUCAUCUUCGCGAUCGUGAUGCUCUUCCUCUCUAUCUCAUGGCAGAUAGACUACAGGACUCAGGUGCGCCGCGCCGAGGUCGGCUUUCGCCUCCUCCUCUUCAUUCUCCCCGUCGCGCUCAUCGUCGUGGCCAGUUUUGUGCUUUUGGAUAGGAGAUUCCUGUUCCGGCUACCGCGGCCCGAGCAGGAGUCGGCCCACCGGGCUGGCAGCUCGCCGUGGGGGGUGGCGGUGCUGGUGGUGCUGCUCUUGUUGAUGAUCUCCUAUCAGUCUACCUUCCACUCUCAGUGGUUCCGCCCAUUGUGGAGGGCGGAUUAGUAUUUUAGCCUGGUCAAGGGUACUGUACAGUUAUCAUCAUGCGCGUCUCCUAUCUUUAACUUAUAUACAUGUAUGUGUAUAUCUCCAAAAGUCCUGGUUUUGUAAUUAGAAAUAAAUCGUAUAUGGAGAUGUGCUGGAGUUUGUAUUUGUCACUUGGGCAUGCGAAUGAUCAUAGAUGUUAUGCUUUCAA